This is a messenger RNA of Bicyclus anynana (squinting bush brown), 711 nucleotides long. RefSeq names its product 60S ribosomal protein L18a (gene RpL18A). NCBI's taxonomy places the organism in Eukaryota, Metazoa, Arthropoda, Insecta, Lepidoptera, Nymphalidae. Gene Ontology annotation, cellular component: cytosolic large ribosomal subunit; ribosome. Gene Ontology annotation, biological process: translation. The transcript is spliced from 4 exons. The coding region runs from base 140 to 673 and encodes 177 amino acids. Gene Ontology annotation, molecular function: structural constituent of ribosome. The record is from RefSeq and is a predicted model, not a curated record.
UUGCCUCGUCUAUUGUUGGUUUAACAUAGAUUUGGAUUUUUUGUAAUGGCAAUAUUCAAGAUGCCAAUGCCACUUGCCAUCUUGUAUUUUUAGUUCCGUUUCCGUUGGCUGACAGUUCUUUUUCGUAAAAUCUUCCAAAAUGAAGGCUAAAGGAGAGUUGAGGGAAUACGAGGUCAUCGGGCGCAAGCUCCCCUCGGACAGUGAACCAAAGCCUCCGCUAUACAAAAUGAGGAUCUUCUCUCCAGACCCCAUUGUGGCCAAGUCCCGAUUUUGGUACUUCUUGCGGCAACUGAAGAAGUUUAAAAAGACCACCGGAGAAAUAGUAUCUAUUAAGGAAAUCCCCGAGAAGAGCCCGGUAAAGAUCAAGAACUUCGGCAUCUGGCUGCGCUACGAGUCUCGCUCGGGCGUGCACAACAUGUACCGCGAGUACCGCGACCUGAGCGUGGGCGGCGCCGUCACACAGUGCUACCGCGACAUGGGCGCGAGACACAGGGCGCGGGCGCACUCCAUUCAGAUCAUCAAAGUGGAGAUAAUCAAGGCAGCCGCGUGCCGCCGGCCGCAGGUGAAGCAGUUCCACAACAGCGGCAUCAAGUUCCCGCUGCCCAAGCGCGUGCACCACUACAAGAGACUCAACACGUUCGCGUACAAGAGGCCCAGCACAUACUUCUUGUAAUUUAUUUGUAUGACACAAUAAAAAACACAUAAAAAUGC